Doryrhamphus excisus (bluestripe pipefish) is the source of this 2356-nucleotide messenger RNA. The record is from RefSeq and is a predicted model, not a curated record. NCBI's taxonomy places the organism in Eukaryota, Metazoa, Chordata, Actinopteri, Syngnathiformes, Syngnathidae.
GUCAUUGACAAUUUGUCUCAUUUUUCAAAUGAUUAAACAUUCAUGCAGAUAUAUCAGAUGAAUUUACUGUGUUGCCAAAAAAUACAGCAUUGAAGCAGGUACAGUAUAUUGUUAUGAAAUGCACAUUAGCACAAUCAUACAUCACAGUAUAUAUUUAGAUAAAGAUGUCAGGAAUAAUAUCACGAGAGAAUUUGUUGCAACACCUGGCUCAGCUACAUGAGUGCACACUCCACUCUAGAAUGGGAGAAAAAAAACAUUUACAAUAAUAAUGUUACGUUAUUCAUGUUAUUUUAUUGCAAAUCCGUCACAUCUACCUGAUGUUUACUGUGUGUUGUAGCUGAGGGGUUUCCAGGCAAAUUUUUGACAGUAGAACAGAGUCUGCAUGGAGGAGAAAUAAAAGAUCAGAAUUUAUUUAUAUUUGAAAAUAAAAUCUAAAAUAAAAAGUUAACUCACUCCGCAUUUGAGAGAGGUUUGCAGGUCUCUGCACCUGUAUGUUGUCAGGGUGCAGGGGUCUUGAAGUGGGGGGGGAGGGCACAUUCGGAUUUGUUAGCAUAGCAAUUGGUGCAUUUGAUUCAAAACAUGUCAGUCACGUGGUUAUUUGUUUUGUAACAAAAACGUUGGACUGUUCUGCUUUUUAAUAAGGCGGAUGAGGGAGCAGAUGGCCUGAGGGGUCGCGUAACUCAGGAUGGCGUCCAUCACCGUCUUGCUGAACCUGCCGAUCAACACCUCACACUGACUGCGGUAGGAGGUGGGGACAAUGUGACAAAUGUCCUCCAUCAGCUCCACCACAGCCUCCUGCAACAACAGUAAACAAGACAUUCUGAAAGCGGGUGUGCAAAUGAAGAUAAAAGGUGCACAUGGUCAGCGGCACCCUGGAGCCCCACAGGGGAAUAAGCAAAAAGCCGCUCUCCGGCAGACUCUGCAGUGGUCCCACAACGGAAACGUUUUCAGCAUCUUAACCCAGGGCGCCGAGUACCAGCCGCCCAGACGCCGCGGUGCACCCCAGGAGCAAGUGCAGCCGCGACCGAUUACCAUCAUCCACGACAACACCCGCCAACAGGAGCCGUCCAGUCCGCAGCAGCCACCUGCUUCUCGGUCGGAUUCCGAACAUCUUCCCGCGGCGCUGCAGCGCCUGGUGCGAGGGCGAGAGCACCGCAGACUCCACGACGACCUGCACCGGGCCGAGCGGAAAAAUGACACCCAGGAGAAGGUUACUGUUAGCCCGCCACUGCCCAGGAGGGAGGACAUGAUGAUGGGCGAUGACCCCUACGACCCGUCCAAAUCCUUUGAUAGCGACAAUCCUUAUUACAACUACUAUGACGUGUACGAGACGCCCAGGGCCAGAUCGAGACCCGGAUAUGGCACAAGGUACCAUCAGUACGGUCUUCCUGACCUGGUACUUGACCCAUACUACAUUCAAACGGCCGCUUACGUCCAGAGCAUGGCCAUGUACAACCUGAGAUGUGCAGCGGAGGAGAACUGUUUGUCGAGCUCAUCCUACUCGGCCCGGGACUACGACACCCGCAUGCUGCUGCGAUUCCCCCAGAGAGUCAAGAACCAGGGGACGGCUGACUUCCGUCCCAGCAGGCCUCGAUACGCCUGGGAGUGGCACAGCUGUCACCAGCACUAUCACAGCAUGGAUGAGUUUAGUCGUUACGAGCUGCUGGACUCAAGCACGCAUCGUGCGGUCGCCGAGGGACAUAAGGUCAGCUUCUGCCUGGAGGACACGUCCUGCGACUACGGCUACUACAGACGCUACGCUUGUACCUCACACACACAGGGUCUGAGUCCAGGAUGUUAUGACACCUACAAUGCAGACAUCGACUGCCAGUGGAUCGACAUCACAGACGUGAAACCAGGGAAUUACAUUCUCAAGGUCAGCGUGAAUCCUUUCUACCAGGUGGCAGAGGAGGACUACAGCAACAACAUUGUGCGAUGUGAUGUUCGUUACACUGGCAACUACGCCUACUUGUCUGGUUGUCACGUGUCAACGUAUUAAUGGAGGAGAAUUAUCCACAACGGUGUGACUGACACUGAGGAGGACUGCAUAAAAUAUUUACAGUAGGCGGGAGUCAUAAAGUAGAAUAGUUUGUUUAGUUUAGAUAGAAAUUGACUGUUGUCAUUGCAUGCUAUGUGUGUUUUUUUUUUUUGUGUGUGAGAGUGAUUUAUUUUCCUUCCUCCAGUCUGACAGUGUCUAUAUUUUAUUAUUUUUUAUUAAUGUUUCAUGUUUUUCUUAACUUUCAAGCAUUCUAAAGCAUAAAAACAAUUAAAAUUGUUUUGAAAAAUCAACAUAGCCUUAUUUUGAAAUCACUGUCAACCGUGACAGUUUACCUUUAUAGUGUCACUUUUGUAGUGU